Aspergillus pseudotamarii is the source of this 2010-nucleotide messenger RNA. RefSeq lists its product as uncharacterized. NCBI's taxonomy places the organism in Eukaryota, Fungi, Ascomycota, Eurotiomycetes, Eurotiales, Aspergillaceae. The record is from RefSeq and is a predicted model, not a curated record. The transcript has 2 exons. The coding region runs from base 133 to 1785 and encodes 550 amino acids.
GACGGUCCGUGGAGGAAACCAGAAAAAAAAGGUUCCCUCAACCUCCAUGAACAUAUUCCCCACGCCUCAGAUCAGAAAACAGUCUUCCUUAUCAGUCAAUUCUGGGCGCAAUUAUCGAACGUCCAUGAUUCCAUGUCGGUGAUACUCGGGUCCGUCCCGCCUGCCAUCCCAGCACGGCUAGCAAUCAAACCACACCCUUUUCAACUGAUGUCUGGCCGUCGUCAAUUGCAGAAGCUGAGCCCGUAUCUACGGAAGCGCAGUGUUCCACAGAGAUGCUUUGCAACACAAAUAAAAGCGGCCGCGGAUGAUCCUCUUCUUGCUCACACUUGGUUAACGAGGACCCCCGAAGAGAUUAUCCCCGAUGAUGUCCUUUCGAGUCUUCCUUCUAUACCGCCAUCGCUCGCAGGACCCGACUAUAUUCCUAUUCUCCUCUUAACCCCUAGUCUUGCCCAAUGGGCCGAUACAACCAAUUCCUUUUUCGAACAAUGCAUCAACCGACUUUAUCGUAAGGCUCCGACAUCCGACCCCCCCGAACCCGUACAUGCCAUUGUCGCAAUCGUCGAUAAAUUGCCCGACACUCCAUCGGUCCACAAAGAUAUAACCGACAAUGGCGCCGUGGGAGAGUCCGAGGGGAUCUCCCUCCUAUUUACGAGGAUGGCGAACAUACAAGGGAGGGCCGCUGCGCCUCGACGUAUUAGAAGCUCGGAAACUGAGGAAUCAGCUCUUGUAUUUUCCUUCCAGACGGGAAUUUCACAUAGCUCGGAUGAUACGACCCUCCGCCGAGCUGUUCAUGAGGUCGGACUGCGCCUCGCCAAUACACUGUUUAUCAAUGGCAACGAAAACACUCUAUUUGGGACUCGUUGGUCCUAUAAUCCUUCUUCAUCCAGUUUUACCUUCGAUCGAUCGAUUGAGCUUUCGCGCUGUCGAAUAGCCUCUACUGCAAGUUCUGUGCACAACUCAUUGGCACUUCCUUUACAUCCCAUUGGCCAGCGAAGGGAGGUUAUCUCCAGCAUGGGAAACAUCCUCCGUCAACUAGCAAAACAUCCAAACGGUACAUCGAAGGACCCGGUGCCUGCUUCGUCUGAAUUAGAGAAAGAGCUGCCACGGUACAUUGAAGAACACAAUAUCGCUGACCGUAGGGUUUCCGUCUGGGCUCUGGUCGAGUCUCCUUCAUGCAACCCGCAAAUCGAAUCUGAUGGCUUUCAGACCAGACUUGUGAGGUCAGUUCAGGCCGGAGGCAAACUUCACCGGGUCAUGAGCGGCGGUGGUGGGUGGGGCAAGAAACAGGGCCUCCUGUCGCUUGAUUACGAGGCCAAUUUCUUGGGACCCUACGGAAGAAAUGAAUUUACAACGCUGGAUAACAUAUUCUUUCCCUUUGGCGCGAGCACGGCACAGACUGCGCCACCUUCGUUUGAGGGGUUAUCUAUUGUCGAUGACUUGUCGUCCUUGUCACAAGUGGCUAGGGCUGGGGACUACAUUCAAUUUUAUGUUUCUGUCGAGCCAGACCAUGCACAAAAAAGCCGGCCGGAGCUGCCCGAUUCACGCGAGGGAGCGAUCUCGUACCAAUUCGGUGUCGUUUAUGAUAACGAAAUGCCCUUGGACCAAGCGGGAAAUCGUGCACCACAAAAGGACUUAAGAGUCAAGCCUAACUACUUUGGUGCCUUAUCGGAGAAAGCAAUGACCUACUCGCAACCAAUCAUUCCAACCAGGCCGGAACAAGAGAUUGUAGAGUCUGGUACUAAACUUGAUAUCCCGGGGUGUCGAGUUCACUUAGUCGCCUCAUAGAGCUCGAAGGGCCAAAAGGCCACCCAUUUAUAGCCACUGAAACAAAUGUGAGAAAUACGAUUGAAACCGUAGACAUUAUCAUACAGCAGUUUUGUUAGUUUCUAUAAAUGCAACCAGUAUGCUCCGAUGAGCGGUGCCAAGCCGCAGGUCACGUGGCAGCACAUGCGGUCCGUCAGCCUCCCCGAAGAGCAACGACCAGCAACCACGGUGUUCGCCUCAACUCCC